This is a messenger RNA of Westerdykella ornata, 2114 nucleotides long. Its product is annotated as Mob1/phocein. Gene Ontology annotation, cellular component: cytoplasm. The record is from RefSeq and is a predicted model, not a curated record. NCBI's taxonomy places the organism in Eukaryota, Fungi, Ascomycota, Dothideomycetes, Pleosporales, Sporormiaceae. The transcript is spliced from 2 exons. Bases 85 to 1638 code for a protein of 517 amino acids.
CUCCACCUCCACAACAACAUUCGCUCUGCGCACGCCGAUUGCACCCCUUCCACGGCACCAUUCAACUAUCACAUAAUAUCAGUAAUGUCGUUUACGGCUCGAUCUCCCUCGAGCUCGCCCCGGCUUCCGAGCCCACCGCCCAUCCCAGAAGAUCAGCUCGGCCCCAAAUCUCCCCUUCUAGCUGCAGCUGGGGACCAGCAGAUGCUAUCCGGCGACCUCGAUACUGGGUCUGGACGACGGAUACGGCCUGGGGCCAAGGCAGAAGAGGUAGACCAAGCACCAAAUCUACCCGAUAUUGAGCAGUUAAACCCAGCUUCUGAGCCCAGAGACUGGCUCGAAGCCAAAUACCGAUCGCUCACCCACCCGGACCCUCAUACGACGACUGCAAUCAACAGAGAAAAAGCCCUCCAGCUGGCGGUGCCUCCGAAAGACGUCGACAAGACCAUAUGGCUGUACGAGCUGUGCCGCUUCAUCACCAAACACACCAACUCGGUCCUCACGGGCCUGUUCCGCGACGAUCCACCCUGCUCAUCCGCCACCUGCCCCGAGAUGCGCGCGUCGGAGUGGCAGUAUCUUUGCGCAGUUCACGAGCCCCCCAAGCCGUGCUGCGCCAUCGAUUAUUGCUGUCACACUCUGGACUGGGCGGCCAACCUCCUCUCAUCUACCAAGAUUUUCCCUUCGAGACUGGGGCAGGGCGUGGACCAGAACAGCCAACACCAACAGGUGCGGCACUUGACCAACAUCUUUAGGCGAGUGUAUAGGAUAUUUGCCCAUGCGUGGUUCCAACACCGGGAAGUCUUCUGGCAAGUCGAAGGGAGAAGUGGGCUCUACAUGCUGCUCAAGACGAUCUGCGACCACUACGGACUGAUUCCCGAUGAUAGCUACACGAUUCCGCCGGAAGCGGAAGGCGAAGACGCACCACAGGCCGCUGCGGCUGCCGCACCGGAGAUCCUUAAACGGGACAAGGCGGUUCCAGGAGGGCAGGAGGCAGAAAGCGGUUUCGUGGAGAGUGCAGCGGAUCAUACCUUAUCCACGGCGGGAACGACGAAGCGCCAUCGUCACUCGCCCUCAACGGCAGGCUCCGCUGUUAGCACCGUCAUAGAGGAGACUGAAGAGGAGGAGAGCAUGCCGGCCAAGGGCACGGGUGUAGCAGCGCAAGAGACGUCAGAACCGGCAGGGCAUGAGGCAACAAGCUCCGAGACGGCACAGAAAACGCAAGCCAGUAGCAUUGUGGCUCCGCCAUCGUCCACAGAAGCAUUUCCGGGGUACAACGCUGCAGUGUUGGAACCCCAGUCGCACCAACCCGAACUGGGUGAAGUCGAAGGGGAUGCAGCCUCCGAGGAGACCAGAGAGGAAGAAGCUGCCGCGGGCGCCAGCAAGGCAGAUGAGAAACGGGCAUCAGCUGAUGAAGCGCCAAACGCAGAGGCUACGGAUGCGCAAGAGGUCCCGCAGCCGGACCCACAGCCAGCAGGCGACGCAGAAACUGAGGCGGAAGCGAAAGCAGAGGCAGAUGCCGAUGCUGCGGCAGCGCAGGAGAAGGAAGAGUUUUCGUCAAGGGGAGAGGGAAAGGGAGAUUCUGCUGCCGUGGACGAGGUAUCGGUCGAAGGGGCAGAGCCAGCAAACAAGGGCGGGAGCUAGAAGCGGAAGCUCGGAUCGAUCAGGAAGGCUUUUUCCCCAUUGCGCGCGCGGGGAAGGGUGGUUGAUGGGCCUGCUACAGGCAGCAAUAUUGUUUGGGAACAGGAUUAUUGAUCCAUGGAGUCCACUCCGUACAGAGAUACCAAUUAUUGAUUUGCAGAUGCAUUGUUGAUCAGGGGAUCUCUGCCUUGAUGACCACCCUGCACUUCUGAUGCAGCAUUGUUCGAUGCGGCUUCGGAAUCAUAAUGUCUUGUGCAUGUUCCGGCUUCGAUGUUUUGGGGAAGCCAAAAGGAAUAAUGAGCCUGAGAUGAGGCGGCGGCCACGGGUGACACAGAUCUGGAUGGACAUGAUGGCAUUGGGUCGACGCCACUGGGAAACGCCUUGGGCCAUCCAGGACCUGGGACUUGGGAACGAAGGUUCCAAGGUUCCAAGGUUGGGCUUGGGGCGGAGGCGUUUUGGAGGAGAGGCGGGGCGGCGCG